AUGCUUGCAAAGUUCCUGACGCCACCUUACGUAUACGCAGCUCAAGCCCGUUCGACAUACCUUCCCCUUCGAGCAGUAGAAUGCGAAGACCCAACGUUUUCCGGGUUCGGCUCGACAGCCUUCUCGGAAGAAGGAGCGGGCGCAACGGAGCACGAUCAAUGGGGAGUCGAUGCCCCUUACGAAGGAUGUGUUUGGGGUAUGCCUAGCUGUAAUUCUCACAUCUUAACGUUCACCCUAAUCCACCUCACCUCUCGUGCCAGUGCUCUUUCUACUCAGCGUUACCCCAACGGCCUCGAUGUUUACGAGCUCAAAACUCUGUUACUACAUACUGACGCACGUACACGGAACGGAGGAUUCUCGGCCGCCAGGCACCAGACCCUACUGCACGAAUUAGGCCCUUCAAACGCAUCGUCCUGUGGAACGGCUUUCCUCGUACGUGAAGUUCGAAAAAACGUCAGGCAGAAGAGGUAUACGACGAGCGAGGUGCAGUUUCCUAGGGUGGCAUUUCAAAGUUCGGACGACGACGGGCUCGAUCUCUUCAUGUUCUACUCUAAGCCAACGCCGCAUACACCCCGAUUUUCCGGUUUCGAGCCAACCUUUAGCCAGAAAGGUAUCAAUUAUGCGAGUUGGUAUUAUGCCAUAAUCUCUGGCCGAUACCCAUACGUCUAUUCAACGUCUAAUCCCUACGCUCCCGUCGGAGAGACUCAUAAAAAGUGGCGAAGGUCCUUCAGCUUGGUGAUGCUCGCCAGUUCAUUCGCCAUUGAUGUGAGGGAUGUCGCGGAGGGCGUUAUUCCUACUGUCGCCUGGGCAUCCCUACCUGACCUCUCGCUGCUGCACGCAAUGGAAACGCAAUCUAAAGGCCACCUCCGUCGACGGUCACUCGAAUUGGAAGCUGUUGAGAUUGAAAGGCGAAGAGUUAUCGUAUGGGUUCUCGCCUUCAUUGCAAGAAUGCCUAAGUGCAACCUAAGUGCAUCGCUUCUGACCCCACAAUCCUUUUUGCUCUGCUUCCCAUCUGCAAAGCCCGACUCAGCUAUCCGCUCGUAA
This is a messenger RNA of Laccaria bicolor S238N-H82, 1044 nucleotides long. RefSeq lists its product as uncharacterized. Lineage: Eukaryota; Fungi; Basidiomycota; Agaricomycetes; Agaricales; Hydnangiaceae. The transcript is spliced from 8 exons. Bases 1 to 1044 code for a protein of 347 amino acids. The record is from RefSeq and is a predicted model, not a curated record.